Messenger RNA from Bufo bufo (common toad), 1332 nucleotides. RefSeq names its product probable N-acetyltransferase camello. The coding region runs from base 581 to 1240 and encodes 219 amino acids. The transcript is spliced from 2 exons. Gene Ontology annotation, molecular function: N-acetyltransferase activity. The record is from RefSeq and is a predicted model, not a curated record. NCBI's taxonomy places the organism in Eukaryota, Metazoa, Chordata, Amphibia, Anura, Bufonidae.
UGCCAGUAAAUAAUAAUCCAUCUUCCUCACACUGACAUAGUUGCUCUCCACCCUAUAUACAGACAGAUCUAUAAAAUAAAAAUCCAUGCGAGGUGGCCAGGGCCGGGAGUGAAGGCACAUGCGCGAGUGUUUGUGCGCGCUCGCUCCCACGAAACCCGGCCAUCUCUGCAGCCGGAGGAUAGAUGAUAACUGCGCUUUCGCGGCCACCACUCCUGACCUUACAGCAGUGGCCAUAACCCCUAAAAACAAGCAUAAAGUUUGGGGUUAUAAACAUGACAUUUACAGGAGUUACAUCCACAUUUGAAAAUGAAAGUAUAUUCAAGAAAUGUUUACUGGAGGCCAAGGAAUGGAUAUAAAGUGGAUUACGGAGGUGAGACAACCCCCUUAAGGAGCCUCCCCAGUGCUUCCUUAAUAACGCCCCCUUCCCCCGCUGAGCUCCUCUUACCUGUCCUGGUACAUUGGCAGUCGGAACAGAGAAAGGGGGAAGAGAGUCUGCACUGCUGGGCUGAGGAGAAGAUGUCCUCCCGUGUAGCUCUUCUAUGGAUUGACCUACGCUGGAGUCUAGUCUGCACAGAAGACGAUGGCGAACGUCUUGAUAAGAACUUACAAGAACAGAGACUAUGACGUCGUACUUGAGAUAUUUGCCCAGGGGAUAAUGGACUACCUCCCCAGUACCAGCAUGUAUCUGCUGGGGCUUCAUCAGGUUCAUGUGAUUAUCCUUGUUUCGUUUAUCACCUUCUACUUGGUCUUCAGCUCUUUCCUUGUGUCUUCGUUGGGUGUGGUGGCCCUUUUGGCUGGAGCUCGCCUUCUUCUUGAAUUUGUCUUUCAUAAGAUUAUAAAGAAGGCCCACAAGUUGGACUUACAGAACAUAGAAGAGUCCUACAUGUCUGGGCAGAACUCCUGCUUUUGGGUGGCAGAAGUCAAUGGUCGGGUUGUUGGUAUGGUUGGUGUCAAACCUGUCCAAGGAUCUCCCCAUGAAGUGGAACUGAGACGACUGUCUGUGGCCAAGGAGCACCGGCACAAAGGGAUUGCUAGAAGGCUUUGCAUGCACGUCAUUGACUAUGCCCAUCAACGUGGAUAUGAACACGUGACUUUAAAUACCUCGACCAUACAACAUGCGGCUCAUAAGCUCUACCUGAAAUUGGGGUUUAGAAAAACAAAAUCCAAGCCGGUGUCAGACCCAUUUGGAAGACUGGUAGAUGUGACUGUCACCUAUUACACGUAUGAUAUAAAGGCAUAACUUGUACCCCAAAGUUCUAGGAACAGCGAAUGCUGUGAAUACAUGAUCUUUUGACUCGUUUUCUAGAUCUUGGUGUUUAUAUGUUCUGAUUA